CUUGUUCUUUCGUUUGUAGAGAAAAUCUGAAAAAGGAUUAACACAAAAUUAAAAGUAACUAGGCGGCAUUAAUAUAUAUAUAUAUAUAUAUAUAGAUAGUUUUUUUAAAAAUUGCGACGCAUCACAAUGUCGGCCACAGAGGCCGGCGCCCAACAAUGUGCGCUCUACGCGCUGGCGGGCUUGACGGGAUUUGUAUUCGGUGCCUACUUCCAACAAGAAAGUGCAAUUCGUCACCUGUUUGGCAUGAUAAGGAGAGACCCAUAUGUGUUUCAAUAUCGCCGUAAGCUGUACCCACUCCUGUCUACAUUUAGGACGGAUCAUGAGGCGAGGCUGUGGAAUCUGUCGCCGACCCUGGCGGACAGAAUACGCCACCGUUUGUUCUUUUCACUAUUCGAUAUAAUUGGCAAUAUAUUUUUUGACAAGAGGCCCAUGUCGUGUACGCCAGAUUUGUUGGAUCUGGUCAAGUUUGGUCUACCUAGCAUAGAGAAUCUGUAUGUGCACAAGGACUACGUUGUAUCGCAGGACUUGAGCACCAAUUCCCCAAAAUGGAUGUGCGAGCAUCUGAAAGGCAACUAUAAGAAGCUUACCACCGAUGCGGACGGCGAUGCACUGCAUCUUCGCUACAAUGAUGUAUUUGUUCUGAGCUGUGGCGGCACGCGAGUUUGUAAGGCCUUCAAGCGUGAAAUUUGGCGUAAGCUGGAACAGCAUGUGUCCCAAAUGACGGAAAAAUUCGGCUCGGUGUAUGUGUACACAGGUCCCAUGUAUUUGCCAUCUUGCCGCCCUACCGAGGAUUGGACUUUAGAAUAUCAAAUUGUUGAUUGGAUUCCGCUCCCAAUGCCAUCUCACUAUUUCAAGGUGCUCAUCAUUGAUCCACAGCUGCCGGAAUAUACUCCCUAUAUGGAAGGCUACAUAAUAGACAAUAAACAAAAUGCUUCAAGCAGCAGCACCGAAUUGACGGAUUAUCUGUGCGACAUUGCCGAGAUUGAGCGGCAUACUGGGCUUCGCUUUUUCGAGGGCGUUCAGUCAACUGUGCGUUUCGAGAAAAAGAAAUACAGAAUCGAUUCUCAGAGUUAUCAACAUCCUCGUCAGCCUUUUCGCCCAAUACGUGAACCUUCCAUUCCUAUUGUCCAACCUUAAAUAAAAAUAACGAUGCAAUUUACGUUGUAAUUUUAA
Drosophila virilis is the source of this 1173-nucleotide messenger RNA. RefSeq names its product Testis EndoG-Like 3 (gene Tengl3). Gene Ontology annotation, biological process: apoptotic DNA fragmentation. Lineage: Eukaryota; Metazoa; Arthropoda; Insecta; Diptera; Drosophilidae. The record is from RefSeq and is a predicted model, not a curated record. Gene Ontology annotation, molecular function: single-stranded DNA endonuclease activity; RNA endonuclease activity; metal ion binding. Gene Ontology annotation, cellular component: nucleus; mitochondrial inner membrane.